ACGUGGGCCCGAGAGAGCGAGAGGGCGCGGAGGGGGAGGAGGCGCUUCUCGAGGCUUUUACAGAUUUGAAGCAAAAAUCAAAACUAUUUUACAAUGACGACACUUGUCCAAACCUUAACACAUCACACUGAUGAUGUUAAUUGCUGUGCCUUCUCCUCCUCCUGUCUGGCAUCGUGUUCCUUGGACAAAACAAUCCGCCUUUAUUCAGUGAAGGACUUUUCCGAGCUCCCGUUCUCGCCACUCAGAGGUCAUAGUUACGCUGUACAUUUCUGCUGCUUUAGUUCUUGUGGAAAAUUUCUAGCUUCAAGUUCAACUGAUGGGACGACUAUCCUGUGGGAUUCUCGAGCUGGAGAGAGGUUGGCAAUAUUGAAACAGCCCAGUGGCAAUCCAGUCAGGGUCUGCAGAUUUUCUCAUGAUUCCACAUACUUAGUUUCUGGUGCAGCUGAUGGGACAUUGGCAUUAUGGGAUGUCCACUUAAAGAAACUUCGCAGGUCGAGCACAAUUGAGGAUGGAUCAGUGAUUGCCUGUGCCUUUCCUCCUGGAGUUAACAAUUUUGUGAUUGGCUCAACCUCAGGAGAUCUGACUCUAUGGGAUUGCCAAAUGAAAUGCCUCUUUAAUGUAAAGGAAGCUCAUGAUCUUGGUGUAACCUGCUGUGAGUUUUCACCUCAGCCAAUUAAUGAUAAUUCAGGAUCACCAAGUUUUCUGAUGGCUUCUUGUGGUCAAGACAAUAAAAUAAAAUUUUGGGUUAUGUCCCAAUUGCAUCCAUCAGGCUAUAAAAUUAGGAUUCGAUGCUCAUUAAAUCACCACACAGCUCCUGUUUUGUCAUGUUGCUUUUCACCAGAUGGACAGAUAUUAGUCUCUGGGUCAGUUGACAAGUCUAUAAUAAUUUGGAAUUCUAUGAGUGGAGCACCACUUUACACACUGAAGCAGCACACACGAUAUGUCACAGCGUGUGCAUUUGCACCUGAUCUUCCACUAAUUGCAACUGGAUCUAUGGACAAAACUGUAAACAUUUGGAGAAUUGGAGUCAAAAGUUAUUCUGGUGAGGAUUUCUCAGCGCAAAUUAAUCGCUCUUUUCAGCACUGGUCAGAAGAUGAGGUGGGUUCCUGGCUUUCUGCAGAAGGGCUUGAGGAUCUUGUUGAUGUUUUCAAGACAAAUAACAUUGAUGGCCAGGAAUUACUAAGUCUUACCAAAGAAAGCCUCAUUAAUGAUCUGAAAAUUGAGUCACUUGGACUGCGCAACAAAAUACUACGAAAACUUGAUGAAGUGAAGGUGCAAAUGGAAUCAGCUUCUACUGGUGUUCCAGACGAAUUCCUCUGUCCAAUAUCCAGGGAGGUUAUGACAGAUCCAGUUAUUGCUGCAGAUGGUUAUUCCUAUCAGCGAGAUGCCGUUGAGAGCUGGAUCAAUACUAAAAAACGUACAAGCCCCAUGACGAAUAUGCCUUUGCAAUCAUCAUUAAUAACACCUAACAGAACACUUAAAAUGGCUAUUGAUCGUUGGAUUGAUGCCCAUAAAGUGCUACAACUGCCAGCAAAACAAUUGAAUUAAGAAAAUUGGAAUUACCGUUGCCACUAAUUGCUGCAAUAUGGAAGUAAAAAUCCAGAAUAAGAUUACCAGGUUGGCACCCUGCUAGUUCAUCAAGCGGCUCCCAAACACGCACGAGUCUAGGUAGGUCUGUGUUCAAUCAGUGGUAUAUUUCAGUUUUUACUUGAAUUUUUUUGAUUUAUAGCAUAAAAUCAAGAAAUAUUCGUGUAUUAGGUUGGCCACCAAUGGUCUUAAGAUAACACUCCAAUGCAGUGCCGGGAUGUGUUGCAGGCGCUGUCUGUUCAUGUGGAUGUUAAAAGAUCCCAUGACACAAAUCGAAAAGAGAAGUUUCUCGCUGAAGGGCCAACAAAUCCCCAAAAUAAAAUCGGCCUCAUUUCACAGCUGUCUAUGGGGCUUUGCUGUGCUCAACCUGGCUGCUACGAUUCGCCCACAAAAUGCAGUCAUUCCUUCAGUGAAUUGCAUGAAGUGCUUCGAGAUGUCCUGAUGAUAAGGCACUAUAUCAAAUGCAAGGAUUUAUUAUUACUUUUAAAGCAACUAUAGCAAAUUUACAUAACCAACAUUAUUUAAUACAGCUAUAUACAUUAUGUACCUAUUUUCAUGUAUAUAUUUAAAUUAAAUGGUGUGCAAUCCAAA
Molecule: messenger RNA, 2178 nt
Organism: Callorhinchus milii (elephant shark)
Lineage: Eukaryota; Metazoa; Chordata; Chondrichthyes; Chimaeriformes; Callorhinchidae
Gene: wdsub1
Product: WD repeat, sterile alpha motif and U-box domain containing 1
Exons: 11
Coding region: 94-1548 (484 amino acids)
Biological process (GO): protein ubiquitination
Molecular function (GO): ubiquitin-protein transferase activity; protein binding
Source: RefSeq, a predicted model, not a curated record